AAGUCACUGGGAAAGGCUUGACAGAAUUCUGCUUAGUUAAGGCUCCCUCCAGCUGCAGAGGGUGUUUUUGUUAGAAUCACACAUUGAGCAAAACUGCUUAGAAUAGAGCAAUGAUCUCAGCAACGAAAUCUGAACUUCUGUGCUAGCAGAAACUAACUGGGAACUAAUCUUUUUUUUUUUCUCUUUAAUGACCCUUUUUUAUGGAGGUAAUGUCCAAGGUCCGCCCUCUCUUCAUGUAGGUACGGAAGUCUUGGAAUCUUAGAGGUUUUAUAAGCAACAACAAAAAUAAAGAUGAUUUGAAAAAUGAGGAAGUUUUCUGUAACUGGUUAAGCUGAAUGUCAGUAAGCUGCAUUGGAGCUUUCUACGUUCUGGAUCUCAGCAGUAACACUGGAGGUAAAAUAUUCACAAUGUUAGCAUGAUGAAAAUCUCUCCCAUUUUGGAGCAGCACAUUGCAGCCAUGUCAGCUCCUCUGGUCCUGUAUGGAAUGUAUCUUGCAGCCUGUUGUUGAACUAUUAUGACAUGUCUCUAGCAAUCAGAAAGAGAAGCUGGGAGGAACAUGUGACCCAAUGGAUGGGACUGGCUUUUUCUCCUGUUGAAUAUAAUACAGCAUGCCGUCAUGGACUUGUAGUUGAUAACUUGCAGGCAAGUAUGGAAAAAGAUGAAGUUUUGAGUGCUAGCCGGAAAGAAAAAUCUGCUUCGUUACCAGACUGCUGUCAUAGUGGAGAGCUGACUGGCUUCCCAGCAAAGCUGCUUAGCAAUAUUUCGAAGGAAGUGGAUGAAAAUGACAACCAUGAAGACGAGGAGCACUUUCUGGAGGCCAGUACAGAAACUUUGGUCCAUGUUUCUGAUGAAGAUGAUGAUUAUUCAAAUCUUAGUUUGGGUAAAAUUAACCACCACAUCACUUGUACUGGACAGAAAUCAAAAGACAAAGAAAAGGGUUUAGGAGAAGCUGGCUCCUUAACAAUGAUGGUACCAAAAAUGGAAAUAAACAAGGAAUUUAAUGUGUCUGGAACAAUAGAAGUCAUUAAUGAGCUCGACUAUGCCACCAUUUCCCAAGAAAAAAUGGAGGAGGAGGACAUUUGCAGUAGUACUGGGAAAAGCCUGGUGCUUUGUAAUUGUAAAGGGUUGUGUGAAGUAUUACACAAAAGUGUACCAAGAGAAACCAUCUCUCAUUCUCUGAAUGUGAAGGAAAUUACUGUGCCUGGGAAACAGCUGCUUCAUACUGCUGUAAUUGCACAACAGCGUAGGAAAUCUGAUGCUUCUAAAGAUGGGCUUGGAAAAACUGACAAUACUGUGGUACAGGAUAAGCUUUCCCCUGGUCCAUGUUCUGGCAGUGGCAGACAACCAUUCUCAAAAGCUGCACCCAAGGAUUACCUUGUGCAAUCUUCUCCUUGUUCCCGUAUCAUGCCAGUGGAUAAUGGUUUGGAUGAAUGUGUUCUCACAGAACCUCAAAUGGGCCCUGAAAAAAAAUAUCUUACAAAUGUCACUCCAGUGGAAGACAUCCAGUGUUUACAUUUUCAGGAUGAUCUGGCCACUCAUGAACCUGCAGACAGUCACGUGAAAUUGCGAAAAAGAAAGGAAAUGAGAGAAGAUCGAGAUCGGUCACAAUUGGACUCCAUGGUGCUGCUAUUUAUGAAACUGGACCAGCUCGAUCAAGAUAUUGAAAAUGCUCUCAGUACAGGCUCUUCACCAUCCAGCACCCCAAUGUACAAACGGAGACACAUACCCGAUUUGGAAUCUGGUUCUGAAAGUGGAAUAGAUCUUGCUUCAAUAAGUCACUCUCAAACAAACUUAUCUCCUAAUACCCAUGCUGCUGACCUAGUAUCACCCUGUCUAAUGGCUGGCUCUGGAGCUAAACCAAAGGCUGGGGCUAUGCCAGUUAUUUCAGAAAAGGAGAAGGCGGAAAUAGAGGCCAAGGAAGCGUGUGAUUGGCUGCGGGCAGCAGGAUUCCCACAGUAUGCUCAGCUUUAUGAAGAUCUCCUGUUCCCCAUUGACAUCACUUUAGUCAAGCGAGAGCAUGACUUUCUCGAUAGAGAUGCUAUUGAGGCCUUAUGCAGGCGCUUAAAUACGUUAAACAAAUGUGCAGUGAUGAAGCUAGAAAUCAGUCCACACAGAAAAAGGAGUGAAGAUUCCGAUGAAGAUGAGCCUUGUGCAAUAAGUGGGAAAUGGACUUUUCAAAGGGACAGCAAGAGGUGGUCCAGGCUGGAGGAGUUUGACGUUUUCCCUCCAAAACAGGAUUUGAAUACCCCCUCCCCAGAAGCUCAUUCCCUGACCAAUGCGGCUAGCCACGAAAGCGUCCUGACAGACCUCAGCGAGCGCCAAGAGGUGGCUUCUAUUCACAGCGUCAGCAGCACCAGCAGCCACCAGCCACCCCCGCAGAGUGAGACAGCUACUACUAGAACAAACUCUGUUGCCAGCGUUUGUUCAUCAAGCAAUUUCAUAGCAAAUGAUGACUCCUUCAGCAGCCUGCCGUCGCCUAAGGAGCUGUCUAGCUUCAGCUUCAGCACGAAAGCCAAUGAAAAGAAUGCCAAGUCCAAAACAAAGAGCCUGUUAAAGAGGAUGGAGAGUCUGAAAAUCAAGAGCUCUCACCAUGGGAAAAAAGCCCCUUCAAAGCUUGGUCUUAUUAUCAGCGGGCCCAUCCUGCAAGAGGGCAUGGAUGAAGAGAAGCUGAAACAGCUUAACUGUGUGGAGAUUUCUGCUCUCAAUGGCAAUCACAUCAACAUACCAAUGGUACGAAAAAGGAGCGUCUCCAAUUCCACUCAGACCAGCAGUAGCAGCAGUCAGUCCGAGACGAGCAGCGCUGUCAGCACGCCGAGUCCUGUCACAAGAACACGCAGCCUCAGUGCGUAUAAUAAGAGGGUGGGCAUGUACCUGGAAGGUUUCGACCCAUUCAACCAGUCGACAUUCAGUGAUGUUAUGGAACAGAACUUUAAGAACAGGGGAAGCUUUGCAGAAGACACUGUUUUUUUUAUUCCUGAAGACCAUAAGCCUGGCACCUUUCCCAAAGCCCUCUCCAAUGGUAAUUUCUCCCCAUCAGAUGGUAGCGCUUCUGUGAACUGGAGAACUGGGAGUUUUCAUGGACAUGGCCACCUUACCCUUAGGAGAGAAAACAGUGGGGACAGCUCCAAGGAACUGGGCAUUGGGAAAAGGCGCAACUCUUCCAGCUCUGUGGGCAGUCGCAUUAGCAUUUAUGACAAUGUACCAGGCUCAAUACUGUACUCCAGUGCAGGUGAUCUGGCUGACCUUGAAAAUGAAGACCUCUUCCCAGAACUGGAUGACAUCCUUUAUCACGUGAAAGGGAUGCAGAGAAUAGUAAACCAAUGGUCAGAAAAGUUCUCGGAUGAAGGGGACUCUGAUUCAGCACUAGAUUCAAUUUCUCCAUGUCCUUCCUCUCCAAAGCAGAUUCAUCUUGAUGUGAAUAAUGAUCGAACAACACCUAGUGACCUUGACAGUACAGGAAAUUCAUUAAAUGAAAUGGAGGAGCCCUCAGGACUGCAGGACAGAAGGGACUCUGGCGUAGGAGCAUCACUAACACGGUCCAACAGGCACAGACUGAGAUGGCACAGCUUUCAGAGCUCCCACCGACCCAGUUUGAGCUCAGCAUCCUUACAGAUUAACUGCCAGUCUGUGGCACAGAUGAACCUGCUGCAGAAAUACUCACUCUUGAAGUUAACUGCCCUCCUGGAGAGGUACACGCCUUCCAAUAAGCAUGGCUUCAGCUGGGCUGUACCAAAGUUUAUGAAAAGGAUAAAAGUACCAGAUUACAAAGAUCGGAAUGUGUUUGGAGUUCCACUGCAAAUUAAUGUCCAGCGUAUGGGACAGCCUCUUCCGCAGAGCAUUCAACAAGCCAUGCGGUACCUCCGCAACCAUUGCCUGGAUCAGGUUGGGCUGUUCAGGAAAUCUGGAGUCAAGUCAAGAAUCCAAGCUUUGCGCCAAAUGAAUGAGAAUUCAAUAGACAGCAUUAACUAUGAAGGACAAUCUGCUUAUGAUGUGGCGGACAUGUUAAAGCAGUACUUCCGUGAUCUUCCAGAACCACUCAUGACCAACAAACUCUCAGAGACCUUCUUGCAGAUUUACCAGUAUGUGCCGAAGGAUCAGCGUCUCCAGGCUAUUAAGGCUGCCAUUAUGCUUCUACCCGAUGAGAACAGGGAGGUCCUACAGAUUCUGCUUUAUUUCCUGAGUGAUGUCACAGCUGCAGUGAAAGAAAACCAGAUGACGCCAACAAACCUUGCUGUGUGUUUAGCACCCUCCCUCUUCCACUUAAAUACUCUCAAGAGAGAGAAUUCUUCUCCAAGGGUGAUGCAACGGAAGCCCAGUCUGGGCAAACCUGAUCAGAAAGAUUUAAAUGAAAACCUGGCUGCUACCCAGGGACUGGCCCAUAUGAUUGCUGAGUGCAAGAAGCUCUUCCAGAUUCCUGAAGAAAUGAGCAGAUGUCGAAAUUCUUAUACAGAGCAAGAUCUUAGACCUCUCAGCUUGGAGGAGCUUGGACAAAACAACAGCACAGAGUCCUCUGACUAUCACUGUUACCUCCAGGACUGCAUGGAUGAUCUACUCAAGGACAUGAAGGAGAAAUUUAAAGGUUGGGUCAACUGUUCAACAUCUGAGCAAGCAGAGUUGGCCUAUAAAAAGGUAUCUGAUGGGCCCCCACUCCGGCUGUGGAAGUCCACCAUUGAAGUCCCUGCCAUGCCUGAAGAGAUUUUAAACCGUUUACUGAAAGAACAGCAUCUUUGGGAUGAAGAUCUCUUGGACUCAAAAGUAAUUGAAACCUUGGACAGUCAGACAGAUAUCUACCAAUAUGUCCAAAACAGCAUGGCCCCACACCCAGCUAGAGACUUUGUUGUCUUAAGAACAUGGAGGACAAACUUCCCCAAAGGGGCCUGUGUGCUUUUAGCCACCUCAGUGGAUCAUGACCAUGCUCCAGUGGUUGGUGUUAGAGUUAACGUGCUCUUAUCCAGGUAUCUGAUUGAACCGUGCGGGUCAGGAAAAUCCAAACUCACCUACAUGUGCAGGAUUGAUUUAAGGGGCCACAUGCCAGACUGGUACACCAAAUCUUUUGGACACGUAUGUGCAUCUGAAAUUGUUAAGAUCAGAGACACUUUUGUUCAGAAUCUUGAGACUAAAGAAGUAAAAUCUAGGUGACUACUAAGGUGGAACAACUAUUCAUUAUCAUCCCUGUAUAUAAUCCCAACAACCAAGGAUUGUCAUGGCAGAAUGGAUUCUAGCACAACCUGCAAGUUGUAUCAUGAAAGAACAAGAUCAUGAACUGGACCCUGAGCAUUACUGUAAGGCUGUGGCAAUACCAUACAUCCAAAAGCUGCUUCCUGUCUAUGUAAGGUCUAUAGUAUAGAUCUUGACUGGAAUAUAUAUAGGAGGACUUCAGAAAAGGUAAACUAAACUAUUAGAUGGUUUGAAUUGCUUCUGAGAAGCUAAAACUCUUUAAACAUAAGUAUAUUAUGUAACAUCGUGAAGAUGCGUGAUCCCAUGUGCUACUAGCUUUAUGUAUGUAUCUGUCAUUUUAUCUGUAACGUGUUUGAGGGACUGGUGUAUCCACUGGAAUAGUUGGUACUCUUCAAUGUGUUCUCACUGAGAUAAGCGAAGAAAGGUUUGCACAGAAAUUAAUGUGUGAAUGAGUGUGUUAAUGGUUGAAAGUAGCAGCAAAAGUUGAAUUAGAAGUAUGGUGUCUGGUACACUGAUAAGCAAGCAGAAUGGAUUUUAAUGUAUUGGAGACAGUUCAACCUGGAAUCUGACUACCAAUGGGCCAGCUGCAGCACCAAUCAUCCUUUGCUCUUGCUGGUUUUGUAUUUUCCCCAGUCACUAUCUUUGUUAACUUGUAAGCAACUGCCAUACUACAUUGCUCAGAGUACUGUCCAUUGCCUAUCCAGAUCUUUUUAGGAGCAUUUAGUGAUUCUAUUACAAUGAGGAGAGUACAGUUAUGUAGCUUACGGCUGAAAUUUCUCUGUAGUAACCAAGUGAGUCAACGUCAAUAGCUGUGUUGCCUAAAAGUGAAUAUUGUUGCAUUUACUCCUAGAUCCGCUAUGAUAAUUGUAUACAGUCCUAACCAGCUUAGUAUAUUUUACUGUAUUUUAACAGCUUACAAAGAAAAUUGUAGACAUGGAAGUCCUGCCAUUAGGGCUCCUAUGACAUCAGAGAAAGGAAGUUGACAAGGAAGAUUCAUAUAAAUUUUCCUCUCCUGUACCUACAUUUCUGAAAUCUGCACAUUAGUGUGAAACUAGGAGCUUUAGAGUGAGCUAGUUAAUAUAUUAUAUUUUUUUUAGCCCUCUAAAAUAUUUCUCACUGACAAUCGCUUCUUAUGGACAGUAAGAAACUAAAAGAGGUCCUCUGGAAAAGGUGGUCUUUAUACAGGUUUUACUGUAAAGAUAGAGAUUUGAUUUAGAGAUGCAGUAUUAAGUGAUAAAUGUAUUUUAUGGCUAGCGUAUGAAUGAGGUGUAAGAUGGAUUUUUGCCUGAGACUAAGUUACCAUUGUCAGUGUUAUUAAGUUUUCCUUAAUGGAUGAAGAUUUUUUGUUAUGGCAAAUAAUGUAGUGUUUCCAGUAUCAGUGUUCCUCACAAAUUGGGAGCCCUUGCAUAUUCAGCUUCAAACAGUUUGUAAAAUCGUAUGUUGUACAUACCAUUCUAUUGUAAACGUGUAUACUUGCCCACAACGUACUGUCCUAGAUAAAGCAUGAUAAAGAUUAUUUAAAAUAUACUUGUAUUUAUACCUCAAAUAUUCUUUUGGGUUUUUUGUACCUCAAGUAUUUUUUUCUAUUGUAAAUAUGCUUUACAUGAUUAUGGUCUAAGUGAAAGAAAGGAAGAGGUUUAUAACAUGCUAUAUAUGUCUGUACAGAGUAUAAUCAAUAAGUGCACUAUUAAAUGUUUAAAAU
Gavialis gangeticus (Gharial) is the source of this 6880-nucleotide messenger RNA. RefSeq names its product DLC1 Rho GTPase activating protein (gene DLC1). Gene Ontology annotation, cellular component: membrane raft; focal adhesion. Gene Ontology annotation, biological process: signal transduction; regulation of Rho protein signal transduction; actin cytoskeleton organization. Gene Ontology annotation, molecular function: lipid binding; GTPase activator activity; protein binding. Lineage: Eukaryota; Metazoa; Chordata; Crocodylia; Gavialidae. The coding region runs from base 520 to 5139 and encodes 1539 amino acids. The transcript has 18 exons. The record is from RefSeq and is a predicted model, not a curated record.